Messenger RNA from Fusarium poae, 363 nucleotides. RefSeq lists its product as uncharacterized. The transcript is spliced from 3 exons. Bases 1 to 363 code for a protein of 120 amino acids. NCBI's taxonomy places the organism in Eukaryota, Fungi, Ascomycota, Sordariomycetes, Hypocreales, Nectriaceae. The record is from RefSeq and is a predicted model, not a curated record.
AUGGCCGAUGAUCACCCCCUUCGCGGAAAUGAUCAUGACCGCCAUUACUGGGGAAUAUUGCAUCAACAGGUGAUUGAUCUUACCGAAGAUCGCUCCAGAUCUCCCAUCCGCCACCGGGGUAACGGCACCGAUUCGCGCGAUCGCGACACUGCUGCUACUGUUGGCCGCCAUACUCCAGGCUGCGCCUGCCCUUGGCACCUGCCCCUGUCGAUCUUUUUGCCCUCCCAGAAGCCUGGUUCUCAAAUCCAGGGCUAUUCUGACCUCACUACUGGUGAGAUGAAGUCACUUGUUAUCCUCGUUAAGCACGGAAUCAAGGCUACGUUUCACACUGCCGACAACGUUACUACUGUCGGACAUCUUUGA